AUAUCAUGUGAUACCGUUCCUCUUUCAGUCGAUUCAAUUAAAAUCAUUUUAUUUCGCUCGAUUCACCAUGCCUUCAGGAUCUUUGCGCAAGAGCACUGCCAGCAACACCAGCGAAAACGAUGUUCGGUUCAAUGCGCCCAGGCCUGCGGUGACGAAUCGACUUGGAAAGAAACGAACCGAGGAGUUGAUCCAGGCCGAUGGAGACACCUGGCAGGAAUAUCUGGCCGUCUGCGAGAAAUGGGUGCCCAAAAAGGGAAACCUCCGAGAAAGAUCUGGGGGGAAGGCGCCGAGUGGUAGAGACAAAAGCGAUUUCUUGGGUCCCAUAUUGAAAAAGGCAUUCAAAUCGUUUAAAAAGGAAAGCAGCAACAGCAACCCCAACCGCGACAAUAACCACGUUUAUAUACGGAGCUAUUUCCUAAACCAGAGGACCGGGACAAAAGUAUGGGACGAACCACCCAGUGGUGCGUCGAGCAUAAUACCUGCCACGGAAGAGAUGCGCCGCAUGGCGGAGAUGCAGCUCGGUGAGCUCUGCCUAUCGAAAAAGGACGACGCUGCCGGUGGACGGCCGGAGAACAACAGCAGCAGCAGCGCURGUUCCSGGAGUGGGAUGAACAUUCGGUACAAGCAAGGAUCGUCCCUAGCGGGUYCUUCCGCGCGCAGCGGUGCCUCAUACAACGACCGGCAGCUCCAGGAGGCAAUCCAAUUGUCUCUAGUGGAGAGCGGGCACAGGGACCGCCUGGUGGACCAAAGCCACGGGGAAUCGGAAGACGAAAUCCUGCGGCGGGCCCUGGAGGAAUCCAGGCUGGAAGCGGCUCGGAUGGAAUCGCGGCGAAAAUCGGAAGGGGAAGGUCCCACAACCAGGGGUCGAAUACAGAGGAAAUCGUCGACAACGGCGAAGCCAUCCCCGUCGUCCCACUCCGGCCACCAGAAACAACCCGCACGGAACCAGCCGAAAUCGCGUCCAUGUGCCACCACAACGAGACAAAAAUCAGAGGGCGGSAGCAGCAAAGGAACAUUUGACCCGUAUGGUGAGAGCCGUAAACCACCCCCCAACAACAAACAACGGGACCGCAGAGAUCGGAAGCAACUUUCAUCAUCAUCAUCCGCAUCGAUGCCUUCUGUGGUUUAGMGCGCAGCAAUGUGCCGAAGGACAAACGCAAAAGAACAUACUACUAACGAACAAUGCGUGGCCUUUCUGCCGGAGAUGACACCAACAGCUAAUGAAAAACAAAUACGGAGUGGAAUGGAUAGUGUGUGUUGCGUUGCGUUGCGUUCGGUGUCUUUCGUUGCCAACGAAUACCGUCUGCGUCAUCGAAAUACCAUCGGCGUGCGAUGUCUAUGUGCCACAAUAGCACAACAUACUCACSAUGGACUACAGCACGCAAUAUAAUAGUUACAGUGCA
Messenger RNA from Pseudo-nitzschia multistriata, 1403 nucleotides. NCBI's taxonomy places the organism in Eukaryota, Bacillariophyta, Bacillariophyceae, Bacillariales, Bacillariaceae. The record is from the annotation of a GenBank genome assembly.